AUGCGAAACCCAUUUGAGCUCGACGAGAACAGUGUGGACGGGGACUCGGAACCUCCAACGGACCUGGAAUUUGAGGUCGAUGUGCGACCGCACCAGAGCGACGACGGGGACCGUGCCAUAUUGCAGGACGAGGAGCAUCAUCCCUCCGAUCUAAAAGAGCGCUUCAUCGGCACCAUUGAUCAGGGUACCACCAGCACUCGCUUUAUUAUCUUUGACUGCACAGGCGUCCCCAUCGCCAAAUACCAAACGGAAUUCCGCCAAAUUCACGAACAUCCAGGAUGGCACGAACAAGACCCUUACGAAUUGGUGGAGUCGGUCUACAUCUGCAUUGAGGAGGCCAUGAAAUCGUUCCUGGCCCUGGGCCACUCCCGAUCCGACAUUGAAGCCGUCGGUAUCACCAGUCAACGAGAAACCGCCCUGGUGUGGGACUGGGAGACGGGCGAGCCCCUGCACAAUGCCAUCACCUGGACCGACACCCGCACCAUGAACCUGGUGCGCGAGCUGAAGGAGAAGCCGGGCGCAGAGGAUCUGGUCAACAUCUGCGGUCUACCCCUCUCUACAUACCCCUCCUCGGUCACGUUGCGCUGGAUGCUGGACAACCUGCCCGACGUCCGAUCCGCGUACGAUGAUGGCCGGGCCGCCUUCGGUACCGUCGACUCGUGGCUCAUCUAUAACCUGAACGGCGGUCCCCAGAACAAGCGCCUGGUCACGGAUGUGACCAACGCGUCGCGCACCAUGUUCAUGAAUCUCGAGACCCUGCAGUACGACGAUCGACUACUCAAGUUCUUCGACAUCGACCGCACCAAGAUCCGUCUGCCCGAGAUUCUCCCCUCGUCGGACCGCGAGGGCUUUGGCGAGAUCUAUGAGGGCCCCUUGGAGGGCACCCCCAUUACCAGCUGUCUGGGUGACCAGGCGGCCGCGCUAGUCGGUCACUGCGCCUUCACGCCCGGAUCCGCCAAGAAUACCUAUGGAACCGGCUGUUUCCUUCUAUACAAUGUGGGUGAAAAGCCCGUCAUUUCCAAGCACGGCUUGCUCGGCACCGUCGGUUUUCAGCUGGGCCGGGAUCGGAAACCCGUGUACGCCCUGGAGGGCAGUGUGGCCGUGGCCGGUAGUGGUGUUUCUUUCCUGAUGAACAACAUGGGCUUUUUCCGCGACUCGCGGAAGGUCAGUGAUCUGGCGGCGACGGUGCCAGACAGCGGAGGCUGCGUGUUCGUGACUGCGUUCAGUGGUCUUUUUGCACCGUACUGGAUUGAUGAUGCGCAGGGAACCAUCUGGGGUAUCACCCAACACACACAGCGAGGACACAUUGCCCGUGCAACCAUGGAGGCAGCCUGUUUCCAGACCAAAGCCAUCCUGGAUGCCAUGGAGAUGGACAGCGGCAAGAAGCUAACGGAAUUGGCCGUGGACGGCGGCAUGAGCAAUUCCGACAUUUGCAUGCAGACCCAAGCCGACGUCAUCCAGAUCCCUGUCGAGCGCCCUGCCAUGCACGAGACCACUGCCCUCGGCGCCGCCAUCGCCGCGGCCUUCGCGAUCGACAUUUGGAAGGACUUCUCCGACCUCAAGCACAUGAAUCGUGCCAACCGCGCCACCUUCGAACCCCAAAUCUCGCUCAAGGACAGCACCCGCAUGUACAAACGAUGGUCCAAAGCCGUGGAGAUGUCCCGUGGCUGGAUGGAGACCAAGGAGGAGGCGGGCGACGAAUAA
This is a messenger RNA of Penicillium canariense, 1704 nucleotides long. RefSeq names its product glycerol kinase. Gene Ontology annotation, molecular function: glycerol kinase activity. Bases 1 to 1704 code for a protein of 567 amino acids. The transcript has 4 exons. Gene Ontology annotation, biological process: glycerol metabolic process; glycerol-3-phosphate biosynthetic process; triglyceride metabolic process. Gene Ontology annotation, cellular component: mitochondrion. Lineage: Eukaryota; Fungi; Ascomycota; Eurotiomycetes; Eurotiales; Aspergillaceae. The record is from RefSeq and is a predicted model, not a curated record.